Orbicella faveolata is the source of this 938-nucleotide messenger RNA. RefSeq lists its product as uncharacterized. The record is from RefSeq and is a predicted model, not a curated record. NCBI's taxonomy places the organism in Eukaryota, Metazoa, Cnidaria, Anthozoa, Scleractinia, Merulinidae.
AUGUGUCAACCCCUGGUUAUUAUUUAUGCCGAGUCCCUUAUCCUCAUCAAAGUCCCGGAGGAAACCAACAUCGGUGGCAUGGUGCUAGAAGAUGGCUGGUGCCAGCUGACAGCACAAGACCCGACUUACCCGAAGGAUGUCCCGUUGUACAAAUCCCCUCAGUUUGAUGUUGGCUCGGUUGAAUUCGAUCCUUAUCUAGUGACUGGAUCAAAAGGAGGCGCUGUUAAGAAGUACAACAUCAAAGUCAAUGUGUGGUUUUGUCCAGCGAAAACCAACUGUGGCAUCCAUAACCACCACACGGUCCCAGAAAUGCUUGAGGUACACACACAGAUUUAUGGAACGGGAAGAAUGCAGAAGUUUCACGAGAAGGAGUUCAAGAGCAUCUAUGAAGAUGUAAUAAUGUGUCCUGGCUUCACUCAUGAGCCCUUCGCUGGCGUCAGGGAAAACGGCGACAUCUACUAUGGCUGGCAUCAGUAUUAUUCUGAUACCGAUUGCAUCUGGAUGGCAAUCGAGCAUCACCCAGCUUAAUUCGGCGAAAACUCGGUGAUUUUGGAGAAUCUCUCGGCCGAUCUUAAACAAGAAAUAGUAAUCAAGUAACAUACAAUUUAGAUUUAGUAAGAAGAACUUCAUAUUUUCUAUUUCACACAAACAAAAAUCGGAAACGCUUCACAACUGUCGAAUGUUGACAUUUCUUUGGAAAAGAAAAAAGGCAGAAUUCUUUACAUCCUUUUAUUUCACUUGAAAAGCAGCUAAACCAGAACUUUACUGUAGUACGUUGACAGUCGUUUGGAAAUUUAGCUCAUCGAAGAAGAGAAAAUAUAAUAGGAUAUGUUUUCAGAUCAUUACUCGUUGAUCAAUACAAUACAAAACAGUAGCAGCUUAGUUUUAUCUUGCAUGCCUCGAUUGGAAUAAAUGAAGGGUAAAAGGUGGAGAGACCA